AUGCUACGAGCGAAGUUCUCCACUUUUUUGAGUGACGUGUGCAGUACUGUCGGUUGUUUUUUUCAAGCGAUUUACACUCCAACCGAAUCCGAUAAACAACUCUUUCUCUUUUUGAAACAAAUCUACUGUAGCUUCGAUUUCUCCAAUUACUUCUUGUUUCUGGAAAAUGUAAGGAGGUUCUGUGCGACGUCCAGUGGUGGAAAGAACGACGGAAACGACCACAGGAAAAGGCAGCAAUCCACUGCUACACAAGCUCGCAUGAGCAGUUUUACUCAACCUACGACCGGCAACAAACCAAGCUCUAGCCACAGCAUUUCCACCGGAGACGAGAAGACCCGCAACCACUUGCUAGUACACCAACAAGGAGAUCUUCGGGAGCAAUUCAACAGACCGUUUACGAAAAAUCCUUCCAGUAAAGAACAGCUCCUGCUCUCCUGCCCCGACUCCCCGGAAACCGACGAAUCCGUGAGCAUCAUGGCGGAUAACACACCCAAAACUCCCACCCAGGCCUGGACGGCCCCACCGAAAACAAUAUCUCGUGCAAAAGUAUCGUACUCGUAUUAGUUGCACACAUGCAUGACAAAUCUCUUUCCUAAGGCAAAAUAGCAUUACAAAUUUCAUUUGUUAUGCUGAGCUAAUUUGUCAUGCGAUUUAUACGAGUACGAUACUUUUGCAAUGCAUAAACAAGUGCCGGAAAGAAUAUUGAACCGAGUUCCGCGGCAAGCUCUAACAUCGUCUACAAUGACGAACGAUAUUCGCCGAACGCCACGACAAACAACAACCAAAAAUCGUCCCAGAAAUCAACCCCCUCCGGCUAUGGGAAUGAUGACAUGAUCCGCUCCUCUAGUUCUGUCCGCUACCGACAGGGCGGGCACCCGAGGUUGUUCGAAAACAUUGGGAGGACGCAUGGACAAUCGGUCGAUGGGUUGUUAACGGAUUUUUACCAAAUAACGAUGGCCUAUGCGUAUUGGAAAGCGGGGAAGCACGAACAAAGGGCGGUUUUUGACGCCUAUUUCCGCAAGUGCCCGUUCAAGGGGGAGUACUGCAUUUGCGCAGGUAUAAUUUUUGUGGUUGAUAAGAUAAUUGAAAUUUGUCUUGCAGUCGUGUGUCCAGGAGAGAUGCAGUUUGUCAUGCUAAUACUUGAGUACAAACAAAUGAAAAGGUAUCAACGAGACCGUCCGCUUCCUGAACACUUUCGGCUACAGCGACAAGCAAAUUGACUACCUGAAAAUCCAAAUGCCCACGGCGCAACCGGAGUUCUUCGACUAUUUAGCACAGCUCGACGCCUCGGAAUUGACGGUGAUGGGGAUGCGAGAAGGGGAAAUCGUGUUCCCGAACCAACCUUUAUUAAGGUUAGAAGGGCCAUUAAUCGUCUGCCAACUGCUGGAAACGACUGUUUUGAACCUUCUCAACUACCCUUCCCUAAUCGCCACCAACGCGGCCCGGUACUAUCAAAGGCAAAUAUGUCUGGGUCUGGAAGACUGCAAGUUUGUCAUGCUUGUCUGGCAUGACUCUCAAAUCUGUGUUGCGUGAGCACGAAGAGGCUCUCUUGCAUGUCGUGCAAAAACGCAGUUUGUCAUGCGGAAUACGCAACACCUAGCAGCCCAAAAAGUUGUCAUGCUUGGCUGCGUAUUGCAUUGCGAAUAUCAUUCAUUUUUAGCAUUACAAGUUUCGAGACCCAGACAUAUUUGCAGUCCAUAGGUACCGGCAGGCGGCCACUUCUGGUGUCACGGCGAGUCAAGCGUAUGCAAUGCAAAAGUAUCGUACUUUAGUAUAAACCGCAUUACAAAUUUCCUUAGCAUGAGAAAUGAAAUUUGUAGUGCGGAUUUACCACAAGAAAAAGAUUUGUAAUGCAUGACUGCAAUUGCUACGAGUGCGAUACUUUUGCAAUGCAUAAAGUGGGGCAGACGCCAAGUGCGCGGGCUUCCAUGAGCCAAAGAUCGCCGAACGAGCGGGUGAAUACGUCAAAUGCACCGAUGGGGAACGCGCCGGUGUUGAUCGAGAUGGGUUGUCGCCGGGCGCAAGGGCCGGACGGGGCUUUGUCCGCCGCACGAUACAGCUAUUUGGGCGGGUUUGACGCGACAUCAAAUGUGAAGGCGGGACACGUUUUUGACGUGCCGAUUAAGGGGACCCACGCGCACGCGUUUGUGACGUCGUUUAACAGUUUAGACGAAGUGAAGAGGAUAAACUGCGGAAAAUUGGGGGACAAGUUUGUCAGCGAUGUGCUCAGCUACAGACCAAAGGUACUUACAACAACUCUAUGCGAUUUUGCUUACAUGUAGUUGUUGAAUUGAGCACAGGUUUUUGCACCGUUACUUCUAUACGUUGAAUUAGCUUUCAGCAAUAGCUGGGAGCUUCUACUGGUGAGGACGACAACACUCUUCUCUUUUAUCUACACGCUCUAUCUUUACAUUUAAAACACAAAACAGAUCGCACCGCAGUCGAACGAUGGCGAGUUAGCGGCUUUUGUCAGUUACGCAACGUCCUUUCCAGACACUUUUCUCGCUUUGGUCGACACCUACGACACUCUGAUUUCGGGCAUCCCAAAUUUCCUCUGCGUCGCAUUGGCGUUAUUGGACCGGGGGCAUAAAUAUGCAUUGCAAAAAUGUCUGCGUCUGGAAGAUUGCAACUUGUCAUGCUAAAUCCGAAUCAUGCAAAAAUCUGUGUUGCAUGAGUGCCAAAAGCUUUUCACUUUUGACCUAAUCGAGAGGCAGUUUCUCAUGCAGGAUAGGCAUGAUAGAGGUCGCACGAAAUCUGUUAUGCUAGGUCGUGUAUGACAGACCUCGCGCGUCAUGGAAAACCUGCAUGACAAGUCUUGCAACCUUCCAGACCCAGACAUUUUUACAUUUGAUAAUAAACCAGUUGGUGUCCGGUUGGACAGCGGCGAUCUGGCUUACUUGAGUACUGUUUGCGAUAUAUUUGAGACUUCUUUGUCAUGCUAGAUUUGAAAAAGGGAACACGAGAUGAUGAAACUUGUCAUGCAGGAAAGGCACUCGACGAAAAUAUAAAUAGGUACUUAAAUUUCAUUAUAUCAGGUAAAGAAGCGAAGGAAAUGUUUCGCGAGUGCUCGGAUGGCCCGCAUUGCAAAACCGUCGAAGUCCAAGAAGCAUUACUAACUUUGAAGGUCUGCGCAUCAAAUGAUAUCAACGAAGUGACACUUCAAUCCCUAAACGAGCAGGGGCACGGGAUUGAUAUCUACGGAAUCGGAACAAACCUUGUUACCUGCCAAGCGCAACCGGCGUUGGGAAUGGUAUCGAAUGUUGUGAUGAAGCAUGACAAAAAAUGUAGUCGAUGUUCUGCAUCUUUAUAUGAGGUGGAUUUUGUAAUGCAACUCUUGAUGUUCUUUCAUCGAUCGUCCAGGUCCUUGUGGUGUCAGAAUCACCUUGUUUGAAAGGUCGUUCUGCAAUACAAAUUUCCUCCACGACUUUCCAGGUCUACAAGCUCGUGGAACUGGACGGCGAUCCGCGAAUGAAGCUUUCCCAGGAGUUUAGCAAAGUGUCCGUCCCGAGUAAGAAAAAGGUGUACCGACUGUACAACAGUAAAGAGGAGCCGCUGAUUAUCGUACGAAAAAAGUGUUACAGUUACACAUUUGUUGGCAAAAAUUCAGCAACACAAAUUUCUCUGCAUGAAAGAAAAAACUUGUAAUGCGCGGACUACAAGGGAAAGCACGAAUGAAAUGAGACUGGCAAGCAUUUCCUACAUGACAGAGGUUGUCUGUCUUGCUUGUCUUCCAUUAGAGUGUGUAACUGUAAGACUUUUUUCUCAGGAUACUGAUCGACCUGAUGCAGCGCGAGUCCGAGGCCCCACCCAAAGCUGGGGACCGGAUUUUCUGUCGGCAUUUGUUCGAGGAGACAAAGCGGUGCUACGUGACACCCACCCGGGUGGAGGAGUUGUUGCACGAAGUGUGGGGAAGAACCCCCUGCGUGCCAAUGACGUUGGACGAAGCGAGGGAAUUUUCGAUGAACCGAUUAGCCAGGUUUAGACCGGACAUCUUGCGGCCGCUGAACCCCACGCAGUACAAGUUAGCGGUGUCGGACCCGUUUUUCGGGUUUUUCAAGCAGAUGUGGCAGAAGUCCGCGCCGAUCAAGGAGCUGACGUGACUUUAGUAGAGUGGGGCUCUCUUGAAUUUGGUGGUGUCGCGCAGGCAGGUGUAGAGCGGAAAGUUGAAAUUUUAAGUCGAAGUGUAGUAGCUACCGUUCUUUCAACAUCUAGUGCCUAUUGCUUUCACCUCCGACGUAACGCUGUGACUUUUACUGAAAUUUUUACAAACGCAAGCGAGCAAGGCAGCGCGCUGAGGACGGGCGUGCACCUGCUCCUUCUUCUAGUAGAGAAAGAAACAAAGUAUUCAACAACCAGUACAAGUCUAUAUGAAUGAAAGAGAAAGACCUAUGUUGCUAACGCAGUAGAAAAAAGUGACGUGAUUACAGUAAGGUAGUUUCACCUCGGCUUUUUCCUGCAUUUAUUUCGCGCAAACAAUUCGACAGCACACGCUAGCAGCUGUCCUCAUACUUACACUUACACUUACUCCACCUGAAAAUGCUUUAUGGAUUCUUCUCGGCUUCCAUAUUCUACAACGGAGGUAGAAAGCUCCAUUUUGCAGAAUCCGAAUUCAUCUUGAUGAACCUAUUCACAAAAUGAGCACCGUGAUUUCUUCUGUUCUUGAAAAAAAUCAAAAUGAUCUUCAUAAGCGGAAGACGAAUAGAAGGAAAAGAAC
Messenger RNA from Amoebophrya sp. A120, 4714 nucleotides. NCBI's taxonomy places the organism in Eukaryota, Dinophyceae, Syndiniales, Amoebophryaceae. The record is from the annotation of a GenBank genome assembly.